AUGCCUAAGUGUUAUUUAAGCUCUGUGAGACCUUACAAAGGAUCUUUGAUACAUGAACCAGAAGACAUAAGGCCGACACGCGGUCCGAAAGCUCUAAAUAAAAAGCAAAAGAACCUAUUAAAAUUAAAUGAAACUAUAUACCACGAUAAAGUACCUAUAUCAACGCGUUUUUACCUUCAACUACUAAAAAAGAGUCAGUUUGUACAACAUUUUAUUGAUACGGAGAAUUAUGACUACGCUUCUGAAAGUGAAAAACCGUCGAACUCUCCGGAAAGUAAGAAAAAUCUUUCCAAACGGGAUAAUGAAAAAGUUUACAAUUUACGAUCGAACGAAGCCAAGACUGAGCGUAAAGUUUUCACAGAUAAUAAGCCUAGGAAGAAAAAACAAAAUACCAAACAACAUUUUCUAGAUAAACUUAAGAAAGAUAAAAAAGAACCUCUCGCUCCAAUUAUUGAAGAAAUAAAAAGUAAAGAAACUUUUAAGCUUAAUAAAGGAUUAGAAAUUGAUAAAAUAGCGGAGAAAUUAAAGAGUUUUGUCAAAAAUAACGCUGAUGAGAAGCUUCAUAGAGAACUGUUGUUUUGUAAAGAAUCUUUUGAUGAGAAAAACGAUGAUAUCGUGAAUUUAGAUGUGAUUGUUGAAUGCGAGAAAGAAAAUGCGCCCAUCAUUGAAGAUAUAAAACCUCGUGAGUGGGAACCUCGUCCACGUCCCAACCACAUCUGCUCGUACUGCGGCAAAGGGUUCGACAGGCCAUGGGUACUCAAAGGGCACUUGCGUCUGCACACUGGGGAGCGACCGUUUCCAUGCCCUCACCCACACUGUGGGCGGACCUUUGCUGAUCGUUCCAACCUGCGCGCCCACCAGCGCACGCGCGGGCACCACGCGUGGGAGUGGCGCUGUGUGCAGUGCGGGAAGGCGUUCAGCCAACACCGGUAUCUAGAGAGGCACCGUGCAGAUGCCUGCCGGAAAUAUAAAAUGCACACACGGCACACUCAAGUUUCUUGUAACAUCCAAGUGGCGGCCUCUCCAGUGCCUUUAUAUGGUUUUAUUUGCCAUAACCCCAAAACCGACACCAUAGAAGAGCCCAUAGACUUGUCUAUGAGAAAGAAGAGGGAAGACUGU
Brenthis ino (lesser marbled fritillary) is the source of this 1119-nucleotide messenger RNA. Lineage: Eukaryota; Metazoa; Arthropoda; Insecta; Lepidoptera; Nymphalidae. The record is from the annotation of a GenBank genome assembly.